AUGGCAAGCCUGCUGUCACUGCUCCUGGGAAAGGGCUGCGACUCCAAUCUGGAUACCUACGGUUUUCUGGCCUGGGUGGUGCUGGUGCUCUGUUGCUUCGGCCUCCUGGCCCGGCUGAAGCUGUGCCGAGAGUGCUCAGAUCUCGCGGCAAAAGAGCUUUCACCGGAAUUGGCGCGAGUGACAGUGCUCGCUGCGGCUGAUGCUGCGCCUCUGCUCCUUUGCUCACUCGCCAGCCUGGUCCUGGAUGUGGAUGGCCUAGCAGCCGCGGUCGGGUCUGCCACCUUCGAUUUGAUGUGCGGCGUCGGUGCUCGAUGCGCCUCGGGCAGGUCCGUGACGGUGAGGUCCACUCCGAGCAGGAUGCACUCCGCCAUGUCAGAUGUUGCCUUCCAGAUGUUGGCCGUUGCCCAAAUUGGCUACAUCCUCACGGAUGUAUCUCUGCGGAGUAGCCGACAAAGUACAUGGUGGAAGGUGCCGUGGUUUCUUCCUGUGUUGACCUAUGGCACCUAUGUCCUCUGUGCGAGCAAUUUCAGCCAGAGGCUGCGAGUGGCUGCACCUGCGGCUUGGCAUGGCGACGACGGAGACGGUCUGUCAGUUGAGGUUGCAGAGGAAGGUCAUGCUUGGCCCAUUCGGCCGAGCAGGCCAACGCGCUUCCGGUGGGACGCCCCAGCGAGAGAGGUAGAACCGUCCAUGGCGGCCGGUUCGCUUGGAUGCCAGGAGUUGUGGAGGAAAGGACGAUGGAAAGACGGGCGCCGGCACGCGACUUCCAUGGUCCGUCAGGUCGCAGAGACCUGUUGUGCCCUGGUUGUGCUGUACCUCCUGUUCGACUGCACGGGCCGCCUUUCCUGCGUGGCGGGCGCAACGCCUGACAUCAUGGGCUUCGUUGCCCGGGUCCUUGCAUGUGGACUCCGGAUUCCUGGCAUCUUGGAGGCGUUGGCCCUGGCCCUGGGCGCGAAGAAAGGCUCAGAUGCCGAAGCAGAAGCAGCCGAAGCCGAGGACCCGAAGCUCCCGGCCGGCUCCUUGGCGCUCCUCCUGGCCUUGACCCUGUCACCCCAGGCGCAGGGCCAGGCACUGGAGUCCUUCGAGUACCUUGCGAUUCUGCUGGGCGCGCAGGUGAUGCACCUGGUGGUGCUGCUCUGGCUGGGUCGACAGCGCUGGGUCGGAUGCCUGCUGCUCACCCUAUAUGUUGGGUGCUUGGUCUGGGUCCUGACGCGCUUCUAUUUGACCAAGCUCUUGCAUAGUGGCCGACAGUAG
This is a messenger RNA of Symbiodinium sp. CCMP2456, 1251 nucleotides long. The record is from the annotation of a GenBank genome assembly. NCBI's taxonomy places the organism in Eukaryota, Dinophyceae, Suessiales, Symbiodiniaceae.